This is a messenger RNA of Oncorhynchus tshawytscha (Chinook salmon), 1386 nucleotides long. Its product is annotated as GTPase IMAP family member 7-like. The record is from RefSeq and is a predicted model, not a curated record. Gene Ontology annotation, molecular function: GTP binding. Lineage: Eukaryota; Metazoa; Chordata; Actinopteri; Salmoniformes; Salmonidae.
UAACUUGCAGUACAUAGCUUCAGCUCUCACAGUCACAACAGGGGACAAUUAACAGACAUGUGCAACUCCACUAAAACAGAGAUGGAACGAGAAAGAGGAAGGACUCUGAGUAUUCUGUUCCUGUUGACACUCUGUCUACAAGCCUUCACUGGUCAAUGCCAAGAUUCAGGGCAGCCCUCUGACCUGAGGAUAGUUCUGAUAGGGAAGACUGGAUCAGGGAAGAGUGCAACAGGAAACACCAUCCUGGGGAGAAAGGUGUUUAGAGAAGACCUCUCCCCUGAGUCUGUCACUGUUCACUGUGAGAAACAGAGUGGGGAGGUGGAUGGGAGGAAGAUUGAUGUCAUCGACACCCCGGGGCUCUAUGACACAACAAUGUCUAAAGAAGAGAUGAAAAGUGAGAUAGAAAAGGCCAUCUACAUGUCAGUCCCAGGACCCCACGCCUUCCUGCUGGUGAUCAGACUGGGGAGGUUCACAGAGGAGGAGAGGGACACUGUGAAGUGGAUCCAGGAGAACUUUGGAGAAGAAGCAUCAAAGUACACCAUCAUUCUGUUCACUGAAGGAGACCAGCUGGAGGACAUAUCAAUGGUGGACUUUCUAAGUGAGAGUGAGGAGCUUAUGAAACUCGUCAAUGUCUUUAAGGGCAGAAAUCAUGUCUUCAAUAAUAAAAAUAAGAAUGACAACACUCAGGUCACAGAGCUGCUGAAGAAGAUAGAUGAGAUGGUGAAGAAUGGAGGACAACACUACACCAAUGAGAUGUACCAGGAGGCCCAGAGGAAGAUCGAAGAGGAGGAGGAGAGGAAGAAACAGGAAGAGGAGAAGAGAGAACAGCAAGAGAAAGAGAAACUGGAGGCGGAGAUCAGGAAACGGGAAGACAAGGUGAGAGAGGAGGAGAGGAAGAAACAGGAGGAGAUCAGGAAACAGGUAGACAAGGCGAGAGAGGAGGAAAGGAAGAAGGAAAAGGAGAGACAAGAGGAGAUGAGGAAGAAGAAGUCAAAUGACCUAUGGGGAAAGGUUUUGGGAUUGUUAGUAACUGUUGCCACAGCGGUGGUAGCAGGACCAGCAGCAAUUCCAGUUGGAGUUGCUGUACUUGCAAAAGAGGUAGCUGAAGAUGCAGUUGAACAUUUUCAAGAUUCUCAUCUUAAUGUCAAGUAGUAGCAGUAGAUGAAUCCUUUACAAUGACAACCAUCAGGGAUUGUUCAACACUUUCUAAUAUGAUCAGUUAUUUAACAUGUUUAUUAUUCAGAGGCUCAGGGAUAUAACAUCAGAAAAAAUGUGUACUCCCUCUAUCCUCACUCCCUGGUCUGUGUCCUUCCUCCCUGGUCUGUGUCCUUCCUCCCUGGUCUGUGUUCUCCCUCUAUCCUCCCUCCCUGGUCUGUGUCCUUCCUC